Geodia barretti is the source of this 615-nucleotide messenger RNA. NCBI's taxonomy places the organism in Eukaryota, Metazoa, Porifera, Demospongiae, Tetractinellida, Geodiidae. The record is from the annotation of a GenBank genome assembly.
AUGUACUUCCGGCAGGAGUACGACGCCUACGUCAUCGGCUCAUACGAUCACGAGCCGCUGCUCCUGGAGCCGGAGGAUAUCUGGAGUAACGCUGACGCCCCCGAGAUGCCUUCGAUGAUGCCGUGGUCGGAGUCAGCGUUUCGCAAGGGGAUGAUAUCGGCGGGCGAGUUCAUGCCCGCUCUUCAGGACGCCGAAUUGGUGCAGAAGGUCAACGGCAUGUUCGUCUUCACGCCGGACGGGAUGCCCGUACUCGGCGAGUCGCCCCAGGUCAAGGGGUUCUGGUCGGCGGAAGGCGUCUGGAUAACCCAUGGCGGCGGUGUCGGCAAGGCCGUCGCCGAGUGGAUGGUGAACGGCCAGCCGACAAUGGACCUGCGAGAGGCCGACAUCAGCCGGUUCCAUCCCCACCAGCUUACCCACUCGUACAUCACCAAGCGCGGUGCCCAGCAGUACCGCGAGGUCUACGACAUCAUUCACCCCGCCCAGCAGAUGGACGACCCGCGCGGACUUCGCACCCUGCCUUACCACGACCGGCUCGAAGAGCUUGGGGCCUACUUGGUCGAGAACGCCGGAUGGGAGCGCCCACAGUGGUUCGAGGCAGAAUGCGGAGCUUCUUGA